AUGGACGUUUGGUAUAGUCAUACAAGCGCACAGCUUGCUAAUGGCUCAUAUUAUGUGACUGUUUUCAUGCAUUUAUUGGGCACUCUGAAUCGAUGCGUUGCCAUCUUUUGGCCGUUUGUUUAUCAGCGAACUUUCAGCAGUCAUCGAACUAUCGCUUACAUUUUAGUCAUCUUCUUGAUGUAUGAAUGCGAGCUUAUAUUCAAAAAGGAAUUCUAUUCGUGGUGGUUUUCGAAUGCAAACUGUGGAACAUUCGAAAACUUCUACAUUGAUUUUAUUUUAACACUUGCUGUGGAAAUUUUGAUGAUUUUGAUCGAUGGUCUUGUGAUCAUUCGACUUCACCGAACUCGUAAAGUAACUCAUUCACUCUUUAGUUGCUCAUUGUUCUCAAUUUCUUCACAGAAAUUUCAAACCUUAACUGUGUAUUUGUUGAGUAGAAUUUGCGAUGCGGAUAAGAGCAUCGCAGAACCAUCAAAAACCAUAAAUGUUCAUGAUUUUAACUGUUCUGAACAGUACGUUUUCUGGAAAUGA
Anisakis simplex (herring worm) is the source of this 528-nucleotide messenger RNA. Lineage: Eukaryota; Metazoa; Nematoda; Chromadorea; Rhabditida; Anisakidae. The record is from the annotation of a GenBank genome assembly.